GAAACAAAGACGCACAGACCCUGUUCAUUAAAAAUCUACCCUCGAACUGUACCGUGGAAGAAAUCAAGGCUUUAUCUAAGGACAUCUUGCAAGUUCGACUGCGAACGCUGUUUACUAUUAAGGGCAAGAACAGGGAACGACCAGGGUAUGCAUACUUGGAGUUUGCCAGCGAGGCAUCAGCCGAGAAAAACUACGGAAUUCUGGCCAAGUCUACAAUUAGAGGAAGCAAGAUGGUGGUUGACUACGUGGGCGAAAAGAGCACCUUUUCGAAGAAGAACACUAACAAAUCAGGUGAAGAGAUUGAUCCUUUGAAGUUGUUCGUGGCUGGAUUGCCAGAUGGAACUGUAGAAGCUGACCUGCGCAAGAUUUUCCCUCAGGCUACAAGCAUCACGAUUCCAUUGAGGCAGGGUGACAAGAAAGUGAUUGGUUACGGCUUUGUGACAUUUGCAACUGAAGCCCAGACCAAGCAGGCCCUGAACAAAUGUCAGAGCCCCAGCCUCAAGGGUGUGACGGUGGCUGUGAUGUUUGCCAAAAAACACGAUGAGAAGAAAAAUGCCAAGAAAGAGAAGGCUAAAAAAG
Molecule: messenger RNA, 579 nt
Organism: Candidula unifasciata
Lineage: Eukaryota; Metazoa; Mollusca; Gastropoda; Stylommatophora; Geomitridae
Source: the annotation of a GenBank genome assembly